Messenger RNA from Quercus robur (English oak), 1923 nucleotides. RefSeq lists its product as uncharacterized. Gene Ontology annotation, molecular function: DNA binding; protein dimerization activity. The record is from RefSeq and is a predicted model, not a curated record. Lineage: Eukaryota; Viridiplantae; Streptophyta; Magnoliopsida; Fagales; Fagaceae. Bases 1 to 1923 code for a protein of 640 amino acids. The transcript has 2 exons.
AUGGUUAGAAAGAAAGAUCGAUUUUGGAGCUAUGUUGAAGACCUAGAUGGCCGUUUCAAAUGUAACUUUUGUCAGCAUAAUUUUGCUGGGGGUGCUUCUAGGAUUAAAUAUCACUUGGCUGGAGUUAAAGGUAAUGAUGUAGAUAUUUGUACAAGUGUGCCUGAAGAUGUUCAAAAAGAAGCUUAUCUAGCAGUUGGAGGGACUAACAAAAAACUGAAGAGUGCAUCAAGUUCUAGCAAUGCUAAAGAGAGUAAAACCACAUUGUGUUCAAUAUCGAAAGAUAUGUGCCACGCUACCAAUUCAGAGAUGUGUGGUAAAAAAGAUAAGAAUGCAGUGGACAAAUUGCUUGCACAACUUGUUACAGUAAAUAACAUAUCAUUUGAUGUUGUUCAAACGACAUCCUUUAUUCGCUUUGUGCAAGGUGUUGCUGAAUAUGGUCCUGACUAUAAGUUACCCUCUUACUUGACUUUCCAAAGGAAGCUAAUUCCAGACUUGAAGGUAGAAGUGGAAGAGUAUAUUAGAAACGUUAAGAAAUCAUGGUUGGUAUCUGGUUGUACACUUAUGUCAAACAUAUGGAGUGACGUAGAGCAUAGAGCAUAUAUCAAUAUUAUUGCAUAUUCUCCUAGUGGAGUAAUAUUUUUGAAGUCACUUGAAGUUUCAAGAGAUAAAAUAACAACACUAUAUAUUAAAGAUAUCAUCUCUUCAAUAAUUGAAGAAAUUGGGUCAGAUAAUGUUGUUCAGUUGAUCACUGAUAAUACUACUAAUUUUGAGUCUGCUGGAGAUUUGCUUAUUAGCAAGUACCCUUGGUUGUACAAAACUCAAUGUGCUGCUUACAGCAUUAGUUUGCUUUUGAAGGAAAUAUGCAAGGAAGUUGAUUGGGUUCAAAAGACAAUUAUUGAUGCAAAAUCAAUUGUUUCAUACAUGUAUAAGGAUGGUAUCAUUUCGUCCCUUAUGAGAGAGUACACAAACCAUAAGGAAUUGAAACAUCCUUGUAAAAGGAGGUUUUCUUCUAAUUUCUUGAUGCUUCGAUCUAUUUUGAAUGUUCAAGAUGAAUUGCAGUUACUUGUUGUAUCUUCUAAGUGGAAAAAUUUGAAUCAUAAUGAGAAGGACAUUGCUAAAGUUGCUAGUAUCAUUCAAAGUGCAGAAUUUUGGAGUCAAGUGAAAGAGGUGUUACUAGUGUUGGAGCCUUUGGUUCGAGUUCUCCGAUUAGUUGAUAAUGAUUUGUCAACUGCAGGAUACUUAUAUGAAGCAAUGGAAAUGGCAAAAGAAACAAUUAAGCAACAGUAUGAUAGCAAUCAAGACAAAUAUAUGCAGAUAUGGAAGUUAUUUAGUUGUAGGUAUACUGAAAAUAUAAUGCACCCAAUUCAUGCUGCUGCGACAUUUCUGAAUCCUGCUUACUUGUGCAGUGAGAAAUUUAUAGAGAGUCACGAGAUGAAAGAUGGUGUAAGUUUCAUUUUGGAGAAUUUGGUGGCUAUUGAAGAAAGGGAAGAUUUCAUGAAAGAGGUGCAACUUUAUCGCAAUAAAGUACCGAGCUUGUUUACAAUUAUGGCAAAGACAAUGUUGAAAACAUCUCAUCCUAGAAUAUGGUGGGAUUUCUGCGGAGAUCGUCUUCCUAUCUUACAAAAGUAUGCCAUUCGAAUUUUGAGUCAACCAUGUAGUUCUACCUUGUCCAAGGGUUAUUGGAAUGCAUCUGAGCUAGCACAAACAAAGAAGACAAACAUGUUGACAUCUGAGAUGUUGGAUAAUAUGGUGAAUGUAAGAUUGAACUCAGUGAUGAUGGAGAAAUUCAACACAGGUGAAUCUCGAAACUUGGAGCCAAUUGAUCUUUACAAACCAUAUGAGCUUCCUGAAUAUGUUGAUCAUGAACAAUUUUUUGUGGAUGAUGCAUUGAGCAGAGUAGUAGAAAAGGGUAUUGAUGACUGA